Messenger RNA from Aspergillus welwitschiae, 1285 nucleotides. Its product is annotated as phosphoribulokinase/uridine kinase family protein. The record is from RefSeq and is a predicted model, not a curated record. Bases 45 to 755 code for a protein of 236 amino acids. Gene Ontology annotation, molecular function: kinase activity; ATP binding. NCBI's taxonomy places the organism in Eukaryota, Fungi, Ascomycota, Eurotiomycetes, Eurotiales, Aspergillaceae. Gene Ontology annotation, cellular component: cytoplasm. The transcript has 4 exons.
UGACUUCUUCAUUAAUAACAAAGACGCACAAGGUGUGUUUCAAGAUGGAAGCAGAAUACAUUCGAAUUGCAGAAGCAAUUCAACAAGAAGCUCGCAAGAAUGACAAGAAGCGGCUUCUCGUUGCUAUAGCUGGAAUACCAGGCUCUGGCAAGACAACCACAGCCUCAGCUGUCGCUCAACAACUCCGAGCCGAGUCGCAACCAAACAAAAUAGCCCUCGUUUCCAUGGACGGCUUCCAUUUGUCGCGGGCGGCAUUGGACAUACUCCCUAAUCGGGAAGAAGCAUAUAUCCGGCGUGGUGCACCAUGGACCUUUGAUGCAGUGCGUUUCGUUACGUUUGUUCAACAGCUACGACAGUGGGCAGAUUCUACCCCGUUUCCCACAGACGGAGGCUCAUCAUCUGACGCUACUUCAAUAUAUGCACCGUCGUUUGAUCAUGAGGCCAAAGACCCCAUUGAAAAUGGCAUGAUUGUUACAAGCGAUGCCUCGAUUAUCAUUAUCGAAGGCAACUAUCUCCUGUUAAACGAAGAACACUGGCGUGAUGUCUCGCAACUAGUCGACUAUCGCAUAUUUGUCGAUGCAGACUUGCAGGAAGCUAGGGGAAGAGUCGCUCGACGUCAUGUUAGUGCGGGGAUUGAGAAGACGCUGGAAGAUGGUUUUCGUCGUGUCGACAGCAAUGACUAUCUGAAUGCGCUGCAUAUCCAGGGGAAACUGAUACGGCCUGAUAUGGUGGUUAAGAGUGUGGAAUUGACAUAGACAUCAUUUCGUGUACACAUCUACAAUACAAAGCGCUCAUAAUGGGACAUCUUCACACUGAAAGGAAGCUAGAUUCGGGCGAUGAUCGGAGCGGACUCUUUACUCCUUGAUCUUGCUUUUGUGAAAAACAUCCGGAAUCUCCGGCAUCCAACGAACCCUACUCUGACAGAAAAACUCUCCCUUCGGCGGCAACACUUCCGGAUCAUCCAAUGUCCCUACACAAAUAUACCGGAAAUCAUUCUUGACAGCAUCCCCAUACUCGCAAAUAUAGCUCCCACAAUCCCCACAAAACUCCCGAUGUAUUAUACUUCCGGACCCAUUAUCACCCACGUAUUCCUUAAGCUUACCGGAUGUGAUCUGAAGGGCAUCUUUGGGGACCUUGGCGGUUAGACCGUAGUUUGUUCCGAAAGCUUUCUAUAACCCCGAAAUAUGUUAGUCAAUUGAACACCCUGUGGACAAAGUUAAGGUGUAGAUCGUAGAUCAGAACCGUGGAGCUAUCUGGCUAACCUUGCAGCUGCUGCAAUGACAGA